Messenger RNA from Cloeon dipterum, 2157 nucleotides. It is a transcript of the gene Marcal1, whose product is annotated as SWI/SNF-related matrix-associated actin-dependent regulator of chromatin subfamily A-like protein 1. Gene Ontology annotation, molecular function: ATP-dependent chromatin remodeler activity; ATP binding. Gene Ontology annotation, biological process: DNA repair; replication fork processing. The coding region runs from base 140 to 2131 and encodes 663 amino acids. The record is from RefSeq and is a predicted model, not a curated record. NCBI's taxonomy places the organism in Eukaryota, Metazoa, Arthropoda, Insecta, Ephemeroptera, Baetidae. The transcript is spliced from 12 exons.
GCUGUCUGCCGGCUGACGGAGGGAAAACAAGAACCGACUCAGGAACAAUGAGAAUGGGAUUCCAGCGUUUUGUUUGUUGUGGACUGUGGUGACUUCUGUGACUGCACUCUUCAAAUUUCAACAUUAAACUUUAUUCAUCAUGUCCUCAUUGACGGCAGAACAACGUCAGCGGAUAGAAGAGAACCGCAAAAGAGCGCAGGAAUUGAAGAAGAAGGCUGCAACAGCUGCAGCAGCCUCGGCUAAUAUUAACAAUUCUGCAGCUUCUUCAGUCCAAGGCAGCAAAUCAGUGCCCUUGAAAUCCUUCUACGGGUCAAACAGCAAAAAGCCUCUGGACGUCACAGUGGCGAAAAAGCCGAAAUUAGAAACAAAAGAGGUGCCCAAAUCUUCGAUGCCUAGUCAGGCGAAUCAGGGCAUUUGCAAACUCCUUUCCAAGGACAGGUUCAAGGUUGCCAUGGGUUACAACCAGCAGGUCAUCGAAAUAUUCAAAUCCAUUCCUUCUAGACAAUAUGAUGCAAUUGCGAAGACCUGGACUUUCCACCUCAAGGAUCACAACAAGCUGAAAGAAGCCGUCAAGGCAGUGAAACCACCUUUUUAUCUCACUCACAUUCCGGCUAAAAUUGUUGAGUUGAUGCAGCAACCCAGCGCCAGCACAGAAGACAUUGAUCUUUCGCGCCUGGAUCCAGUCUGCAGAGAGGCUCUAAUGCCAUUCCAAGUCGACGGAAUCAAAUUUUGCAUCUCUAAAGGAGGCAGGGCGAUGCUGGCUGACGACAUGGGUCUCGGCAAAACAAUCCAGGCGCUCGCCGUCGCCAAUUACUACAAAGAGGACUGGCCUCUUCUCAUUGUGUGUCCUUCCUCAGUCAGAUUUUCGUGGGCUGAGUCAUUCAGGAUGUGGCUGCCGAGCGUUCCAUGGCACGAAGUUGUAGUCAUGACAAAUGGAAAGGAGUUUGUGGCUGACGCCAGAAUCCUCAUCAUCUCUUAUGAUCUCUUGACUAGGCAGAAGGAUAUGCUGGAGAAAAUGAAAUUUGGAGUCGUCAUCAUGGAUGAGUCACACAGUGUUAAAAACACCAAAUCCAAGCGCUCCGAGGCCGCAGGGCAGUUGGUAAGGGGUGCCAAGCGACUGCUGAUGCUGACUGGUACGCCCGCCCUCUCCAGGCCCAUUGAACUCUACUCGCAGCUAAACAUCAUCCGACCAAAUGCCCUGAUGAAACUACAUGAAUAUGGAGUGCGGUACUGCGCUGCAAAGGAGACAAAUUGGGGCUGGGACUACUCUGGCUCGUGCAACAUGGACGAGCUCAGCAUUGUGCUCAAGGAGUGCUUCAUGAUUAGAAGACUGAAAAAGGACGUGCUCACCCAGCUGCCGGGCAAAUUCAGACAAACUGUGGUGCUGCCAGUUGGCUCAAUCAUCAAGGAGCAAAAGGAACUACAAGCUGCAAAAGCGAGGCUACUCAACAUCAACAGCAACUCUGAAAAACACGGUGCUUUGCUGCACUACUUCCAUGAAACCAGCUACAUCAAAAUUAAGGCCAUUUGUGAUUACAUCGUGGAGCUGCUAGAGGAAGGCAAGAAAUUCCUGUGCUUUGCGCACCACAAGGCUGUGCUUGACGCUGUUUGUGACAGAGUCAUCCGCAGCAAAUUCAGGUACAUUCGCAUUGAUGGCGAGACGUCAUCAGCAGCGCGGCUAGAAGCGUGCCAGACCUUCCAGGAGGACCCUGCCUGCAAGGUGGCUGUGCUCUCCAUCAUGGCGGCAAACUCAGGAAUUACCCUGACGGCCGCUCACAUGGUCGUCUUUGCUGAGCUCUUUUGGAAUCCUGGGAUUAUGCUGCAAGCUGAGGAUCGAGUGCACAGAAUCGGGCAGCAGAAUACGGUUGUGGUGCAAUACCUGGUGGCCAAGGAUACGUCCGACGACCACAUGUGGAACCUUCUUCAAAAGAAACUGGCUGUUCUGAACAAAGCUGGCCUGAACCAGGACAACCUAACUGACACCUCUAGCACCAGAGUUUUGCAGGACGCUGACCAAAACAAAAUUACCAAGUACAUUCAAACCACAAGCAAAGACGAGGAGGAGGAAGACAUGCUGGAUGACGUGGACUGGGACGCUAUCGACGCUGAGGUGUCUGCGUGCUCAAAGUGAAUUAAAAGCCAUAAAUGUUUUCCUAA